This is a messenger RNA of Diachasma alloeum, 2642 nucleotides long. RefSeq lists its product as uncharacterized. Bases 108 to 2408 code for a protein of 766 amino acids. The transcript has 9 exons. The record is from RefSeq and is a predicted model, not a curated record. NCBI's taxonomy places the organism in Eukaryota, Metazoa, Arthropoda, Insecta, Hymenoptera, Braconidae.
GAAAAUCAUCGUGUGCAUCUUUCAUUGAAUGUGCUCCGCCGCAGUUUUUGUAUAGAACAGUAAACAGUGAUCCCCAAUCCAUCGUUCAGUGGUGCAAAACUACCAGAAUGUUGCGGAAAACAGUGGUUGUGCUACUCCUGUUGCUGCUAGUAAUGAACAUCGAUGGAGGGAAAUCAAAGAUAAAAAAAAGAGAAUCUCUCUUCAGCAAAGUGCGUUUGAUAACGCAUGCUACCAUGGACUUAUAUCGCAUACUGAAAACGAUUAUGAGUCACUCAGGAAGUGCAAGUAUACUUCUGAGCGAACUGUUCGACUGGUUCACGGGCGACGAUACACAUGGACAUGAUCUCAAUGAAGUCAAUACAAAGUUGACGGAUAUUUCGUCUCAGUUGAACUGGAUCAUGAUGCGUAUGGAGGCGAAUUUCGCGAUCUUAGAACGAACAAUCAGCCAACUGCCACUGGCAAUUGAAGUUGACAACAUAAAGCGGGAACUAGCGAUGACCAUUAGAAAAAUAAAAAAUUUGUACGAUGUAGCGCUCGGUUUUUCAAGCGAUAUCAGUCGACAUAAUGGAGUGGAGCUGCAGAAUGUAGCAAAUACACUGACAGGAAGACAGGCCGGAGAUCUGCGAGAUAGUCUAUCCAAGUUGUAUGAUUACAUUGUACCGGUGACUGCGCAAAAUCUCAAACAGAGCUUCUUGGAUCUUCUGAAUCAUGAUGUCCAGGCGAAAGACGAAAAUCUGUGCGGGGAUCAAUCACCUAAUCAGUAUUUAUACCAGCUGCACAAAAUUGUUGUUGCAACCGAGAUGAUGGGCCAGGUCGCUUUAACUUUUGGGUACUAUUUGCAACAUCAAUUGAAUAAUGUCACUAUUGAUACUGAACUGCAACAAGCUCAGGAAGAACGUCAAGAAAGAUUGAAGAAUUACUUCAGAAAGUUCAAGAGUUCCAUGAAUGACGCAUCACUAAGCUCACGUCCAUGUGACCGUGAAAAUCUCAUCAGAGAUAAAACUUUUUUUGAAAUGGAAAAGCUUUAUCAAGCGGUCCUCGUGGAGGACUACAAUCUGAACAACAACGACUCAUGUAAAGGCACAUGUGAUACCAUCGAUGUGCCCAUGCAUAGGAAUGACAAUGAUGGAGUACUUUGCACUCGUCUGGACAGGUGUUGGAUUCUAGAAACAGCGCAAUAUUGUAUACAACCACACGAGCUCAGACGGUACGAGUGGAUCGAAGAUCAACGCGGUGGCAUUUACGGCGUUAAAAAUGGCUGCCAAGGUCAACAACUUGCGACACCUGGUUGGUGGAAAGGAUUAUAUGAAUGUGAAAACUGCAUCUGCACGUGUGUAGGCGGUCACAAGGAGAGGAUGGCGACCGAAAUUCAGGCCUUCAGUUUACGAGUAUCACGGAGCAACAUUACAGAGAAUAUGGUCGUGACGGGAAUCAAAUUUUCAAGACACGAAUCGAUUAUUUGUAUCCAAAUAAAGGAAGGAAAAUUACUCCCUGGCGGUGAAAUCGAGAAGAAUUCCCAAAGAUGGACAGACUGCGAUCUAUCCUACUCAUCUUACCGGCUGGCAAGAUUUGGCACGUCUGAUUACGUUCACGGAACGGAUUUCGUUCUUCUGAAUCGAUCUUACAACUAUAUUGAUCUUGAUGACAUAAUUGAACACCAGGAUUCCAUUGUUACCGGUGUAAAGUUUGGUCUUACUAGUUCUUGCGCGGGAGAGAAACACGUUAAAUUACAACUAGAGUACACGAAAUUCAAUUUCUCAUCUGGUGAAUUGACUUCCAGAGAUGGAUCGCGCUCAUCCUCUACCUGCCACAACCAAAAGAUAAAUAUCGCCGAUACCGACAGUCCAUUGAAUCAGAAUAAACCGAGAGAUCAGAAUACUGUAGAUUCCGGAUCGAAUACUUAUGUCAGCUUCGGGUGGUCCAGCUUCAAGAGAGACGUGGGACAGACGACUUUGCCACUGUUGGAUGCCCAACCGGUUGAGACUAACCCACCAGCCCCAUUAUCCGGCGCUGGAUUAUUUCACAAAUCUUCGCCUGGUUAUGGAGGAUUUCUGGCAUUGAAAAUCAACACUCUCAAUUAUGGAAGAUACAUGGAAGACGAAAUAACUGAAGGCUACAUCGUGGGUUCAGUCGGAAAAGUGUUGCCACCAGUUAACGGAAAAGCGGUUGUCAAUCCAAUUCACGCGUUUGAUCAACAAACCAAAGAAACUGAUGAUAAUUCUUCCUCAUACUCUCCUUACAUUACAUUCCUGGUCAUGCCACUUUUUGUCUUUGCAGGUCUCUAUAUUUUUACCAUUUACAAAAAAUGGCAGAAUAAUGCUCGUCCGAUAAUUGUAUUACCGACGAUUUCCUCUGACGAAAGAGUUAGAUUAUCUAGAGCGAUGGUCAUUGACAAAAGCGUGCCAUGACGAUUUUAUUUCUUAUUUUACAAUGCUAAUAUUACUUCAAUAUUCACAUUUUCUACAUGUUCGGUUUCCUUGAAUUCUGUUACAGAAUAAUUUACUUUAAAAGAAAAAAUUGAAGAGGGAAACCUAGCGAGUUUGGUAGGUAAGGCUAUUCGAAUCAUAUUGCAUUUAUAGUUAACAAGAUUCGUUGGAAUGUUUCAAAGCUUGAUAGAAACAAAUUAAAGAAACUGAUGUUAA